ACCCUUUCCUGCCCGGGUUAACCCUUUCCUGCCCGGUGGCUUUCUUAACCCUUUCAGGGCGGGACUAGAUUUAAUGGUCUGCUGGACCAUCCACUAGGAAAGCUUCUCUUUCCUACUAUUGGGGAUUUGGCUUGAGAAGAGAAAGGGAGGGAGCUCUGAGAGAGAAGAGAGCACACACUUCUUGGCAUCAGGACUACUUUUAACCUUUUGAUGCCAGGACUGAUGUGCAAAGUGGCUCUGAAGAUAAAUUGGCAGAUGGGGAACGUUGGUCUGCGGUGAGACAAGGAAGACAGCUGAAAUCGGACUCUUUGUAUCCGUAGAGUGAUUGUCUCUCCUGCUCCAAGGGUGACACUGGCAGCAUUUGCUCUUCUUCUGAGAGUGGAGGUUUUUUUUUUAACUUGAUCAUCUGUUUGUAGAGCACUGUGAGUGGUCCUUAAGGAAGAUCAGUGCCUGAAACAUUAAAAUCUGGAGGAUCCCAACUGACAGGACAUUGCAAAUUGGUGACAUCUUUGCCUCAUAAAGAAAAAAGUGAUUUGACAACAAAUUCGAACCAGCCAUGGCGGAUGUUGCUGUGUCUUCCAGUCAGCAGCAACCCAACGGCAAAUCAUCUCCUGUCUCCCUCUGCUUGGGUGCAGGUGGUGGAGAUGGUGAUGGAGGGGGACCUUUUCUGGCCUCUCCGCCUUCCAACCAGGAACUGCUCCACGGAGAGGAAGCGGGCAGCAGGUGGCAGCCGAGAGAGGCCACACAGCAGCAGGACGGCAGAGAGGAUGCCUGCCUCGGUGCAGAACAGGCAGCUUCUCCCGUCGAGGAAGGUGAGGUGGCGGUGGCUCAGAACUGUGACACAGCUGCGAGUGACAGGUCAUCGCUGGCUCUGCCCUGUCGGGAAUAUUUUGGCCCAAGGUACAGGCCUCAAGCCGCCGGGGAAGAGGAGCGUCAGCUGGGCAAGAAGAAGCAUCGGAGACGCCCGUCCAAGAAGAAGAGGCACUGGAAGCCGUACUACAAGCUCACCUGGGAGGAGAAGAAGAAGUUUGAUGAGAAACAGAGCCAGCGAGCGUCCCGGCUGCGGGCGGAAAUGUUUGCUAAGGGGCAGCCGGUGGCACCGUACAACACCACGCAGUUCCUUAUGGAGGACCACGACCAAGAAGAGCCAGAUCUCAAGACCGGCCUGUGCCCCAAGAAGGCAGCUGCCAAGCCUGAGGACACCAGCGAGGAAGAAUUUGUGGAAGAGGAGGAUGGCGGCAGUGACGGCAUGGGAGGCGACGGCAGUGAGUUCCUCCAGAAGGACUUUUCGGAGACCUAUGAGCGCUUCCAUGUCGAGAGCCUGCAAAACAUGAGCAAACAGGAGCUGAUCCAAGAGUACCUGGAGCUGGAGAAGUGUCUCUCCCGGAUGGAGGAAGAGAACAACCGCCUGCGGAUGGAAAACAAGAAGUUUUCAGGGGACUCGACAGAGGACCCCCGGGUAAGUCAGUUAGAGCAGGAACUGGACAGGUUGAGAGCUGAGAAUCAAAAACUCUUGAAAGAAAAUGAACUCGGCAGACAGCAGGAGAAAUCUGUCUCUAAACUGGGCGAGUGAAAAAGCAGGGGCUUGCCUGGGGACUUUAAGUGGAAUGAGACUGAACACCUUCCCGGGAUGAGAAUGCAAGAUCUAUAUCCAUAUUUUGUGUGUGUGCGUGUGUGUACAUAUAUAAAUAUAUAUAAGACAAAUGGACCUUUUUCUCUUUUGAUGAUUUACGGUAAUCAGAAUAAAUUCCAAAUCACGCAUUGUUUUUGAAGAUAGCUCUAACAUACUGUGUGCUCUUUUUUUAAAAGUAUGUAUAAUCAAGGGGUCUCUGGGGCGCUUUUUAAAACAGAACCAACAUCCAGCAUUUGUGAGGGAACUUUUUAAAAUACACCUGACUUACCAAAACUUGGGUUUUGUGUUUCUUUUAAAGGAGCAGCUGGGGUGGGGGUGGGUAAGGGCAAAGGAAAGUGACACAGUUGUAAACCAAUCACAUUCUGGAAAAAUAUAUGCAGAUUAAUGCUGAAGAGUUCUAAUAAACUGAAGGAUGUGUGUGUGUAAUA
Messenger RNA from Anolis carolinensis (green anole), 2061 nucleotides. It is a transcript of the gene hexim1, whose product is annotated as HEXIM P-TEFb complex subunit 1. The transcript is spliced from 2 exons. NCBI's taxonomy places the organism in Eukaryota, Metazoa, Chordata, Lepidosauria, Squamata, Anolidae. Bases 557 to 1573 code for a protein of 338 amino acids. Gene Ontology annotation, biological process: negative regulation of transcription by RNA polymerase II; negative regulation of cyclin-dependent protein serine/threonine kinase activity. The record is from RefSeq and is a predicted model, not a curated record. Gene Ontology annotation, molecular function: 7SK snRNA binding; cyclin-dependent protein serine/threonine kinase inhibitor activity. Gene Ontology annotation, cellular component: cytoplasm; nucleoplasm; nucleus.